Oryza brachyantha (malo sina) is the source of this 639-nucleotide messenger RNA. RefSeq lists its product as uncharacterized. The transcript has 2 exons. The record is from RefSeq and is a predicted model, not a curated record. Bases 1 to 351 code for a protein of 116 amino acids. Lineage: Eukaryota; Viridiplantae; Streptophyta; Magnoliopsida; Poales; Poaceae.
AUGGCAAACCUCAGGGCUACCGCUCUCCUGGUCGCGUUCCUCUUCGUGGCCGUCGCCGUCGCCGUCGCGUUCGCUGACGGCCGGAGCCUCUCCAUGGCACAUGAGAAGGCCCACGGAGCUGCUGCAGUUGAUCAUUACGCGGCGCCGAAGCGCGAGACCGCGGCGACGCCGAUCUGCACGGGGGUGCACGGGGUGGUGGCCGGCGAGACCUGCGACUCCAUCGCCCGGCGCUUCCACGCCGGCCUGGGCCGCGUGCCUUUCUUCACCUUCGUCUCCCUCAACCCGAACAUCAACUGCCGGGGACUCUUCGUCGGCCAGUGGGUGUGCAUCCAGGGCUUCUUCCCCGUUUGAGUCGCCCGCUGCAUGCGCGGCGCGCCCGGCGCCCGUGCUUGCUGCAGCCUGCCACGAAUAAGAUCGAUGGACCUUUCGAACAAAGGAACGAACACGAAUAAAGAGAUGGGCUGCGGGCUGCCCAUGCAUGUGUGUACGUGCAUCUCAAAGUUAUUACGUAGAGUAGAGAGAUGCUCUAAAGUUGUUCUGUGUGAUGAUUAAAGGAGACCUGGUUGUGUUAAGUUUAUCAGCGAAUUUUCGCGAGGUUUAUGUUAAGUCUAUCAAACAGUACUGGUGUGGAGAAAUAAU